Chenopodium quinoa (quinoa) is the source of this 789-nucleotide messenger RNA. Its product is annotated as protein AE7-like 1. Gene Ontology annotation, biological process: iron-sulfur cluster assembly. NCBI's taxonomy places the organism in Eukaryota, Viridiplantae, Streptophyta, Magnoliopsida, Caryophyllales, Amaranthaceae. The coding region runs from base 87 to 578 and encodes 163 amino acids. The record is from RefSeq and is a predicted model, not a curated record. The transcript has 5 exons.
CAUUUUUCUCUCUCCUCUCUCUCAAGUCUCAAUGACUCACACUAAUCUCUCUCCUCCAUUUUUGUAAUCAGAAGUUUGAUCAGAAAAUGACGGUCGGAUUAUGUAACGCUAAUCCGGUGGUCCACGCUAAGAAAGAUAGAGUCUCCCGCACUGAAGACACUGCCGCUGACUCCUCCUCCUCCUCCUCCGCCGUUGAUCCUCUCGACGUCUAUGAUCAUGUGAGGGAUAUUAGAGAUCCGGAGCAUCCAUAUUCACUGGAGCAACUCAGUGGUCUUUCUGAGGAUUCUAUUACUGUUGAUGAUAAUCUUGCUCGUAUUUUGAUAACAUUCACCCCAACCGUCCAACAUUGCAGUAUGGCGACUGUUAUUGGCUUGUGCCUAAGAGUUAAGCUAAAGCAUCACUUUCCUCCUCAUUAUAAGGUUGACAUCAAAGUAUCCCCUGGCUCUCAUGCAGAUGAAGGAUCAGUGAACAAACAAUUGAACGAUAAAGAGAGAAUUGCAGCUGCCCUAGAAAAUCCAAACCUUCGCCAGCUUGUGGAUGAAUGCCUCUCUUCCGAUGAAGUAAUUAGCUUCAAUUAGUUGCAGUGUUGUGAUGUAUGUACAGUAAAAACCUUUGUAACUUAGUAUGAAAUAUAGUGAGAAUCUUUUGGCUUGUAUUCUUGUAAUGAUGUUUGUAAGCUGAGAAGUGCACGUCUUCUGCUUUCUAAUGUAAUGUAUGCUACUUGCUGUAUCAUUAAGGGCCUUGAAAUCAGUUCUUAUUGAUCCGUAUAUUGUGCCCGAUUAGUUUGUA